GAGGCUACGGCAAGGCGCAAACUAUCACGAUCGCAAAGGAUCGAUCGAUACAAGUGGCUGGGCUGUUCAGGGGCUCCAGGAUUAUCCUAACUAAUGCAUAAUGCACUAGCCUGAACAUCUCGGAGCCUGAGAGGCUCCGGUAGCGGAGAUGGCGGCAAGCGAUGCGCUGUUGGCGCGCAUCGACGCGCUAUUCCCUGACGGCGAGCACCAGCCACCUGCAGUCCAGCUGCGCAGAUCUAUCGCGCUCUGGCUGGCGGGCAGCCCGCGACCGGAGGUCGGCGAGUGCGCGGCGCUGCUCACCACGCUGGGCAGCUACCUGCGCCAGAGCCAGGCGCACCUGUGGCUAGACCCGGACCAGCGCUGGCCCAAGCUCAAGGCGUUCUUGGAGGAGCCAGACAGCCAGGGCGCGUUCCGGGUGCAGGAGGUGCAGGAUGUGGCAGUGCGCCUUAACCUGCGCCUGCUGCUGCCCCCGCAGCCCGCAGCUUCGCCUUCCCCGGCGUCUCCGUCCCACACUGCUGCCGGUGAAAGCGGCAGCGGAGGCGGCAACAGGAGCACGGCUACCGGCGCCAAGGGUCCUGCAGCUUCAGCUGCGGCUGCUGCAGCUUCCAAAGUGGCUAGGGACCUCGCGCGCAUGGUGUUUCCAGCGGCCGGGAAAACCGCGGGCAGGGACUGGCGCCUCAUCACGGACCCCGGCCAUCGUCUGCGUCGCGCGGUCGCCAUGUGGCUGGCAGACAACCCUGCUCCGGGCAUGGGAGCGCACCGGGCGCCGCUGACUUGGGUCGGCGACUUCGUGCGCCGCCCGGAGCACGCGGAGAUGUGGCUGGAGGUGGCUAGCAAGUACCGCAACCUGCAGGAUUUCCUGCAAGACGCUGAAAGCCAGGGCGCGUUCCGGAUCGAGAGCACGGCCGCCAGCCCCAGCGGACUGGUGCUGCUGGAUCUGGAAGCGAUGCAGGGGGUGCAUGGACAGCCAGCGGCGCUGCGUGCGGCGGCGGCCAGGGCUGCACCCGGUACUGCGUCGGGUGCAGCCAGCACGGCGGAGAGCGGGCGGGGUCCUGUUGCCAAGGCGCCAUCUCUUAUGCCAGCCCCGAGCAUGGAGGCGAUUGCGGCUGCGGCGGCUGCGGCUUGGCCGGGUGACUCGCCGCAGUGCGUGCUGCGCCGUCACGCGGCGGCGGAGCUGGCGGCGGCGCGGCCGUUUCCUGGAGUACACAACUCCCAAAAUUCAAUGCUGCUGGCGAAGCUGGGAGAGACGUUGCUCCGUGCCAAGCCCAAGGCUGCGGCGCAGUUGAAGGCGGACAUGGGCGGCAAGGUGCAGUGGCUGGCGGUGCUCACGUCGAAUGGCGGCGCCGAGCUCCUGUCGGACAAGGAGGCGGCGGCGGCGCUGGCCGCCGCAGGGACGGCUCCGACACGUGACCCCUACAGCCACUUCUUGCUGCGUGUGGUGAAGGGCGAGUGUGACCGUGUCGGGGUUCUGAAUGUGCGAGAGCUGCUGCGGAGGUACGGCGGCAAUGACAGCGGCGCAGGGGGAAUCGACCUGACAGCUAGCGCCAGAAGCUCGGGCGGUGAGCUGCAGAAGCACAAGAUGGCGAAGGCGCCGGCAGGCGCUCCUGAAACGACGGCGAAGGUGGAGGCGGCUCUGGCGUCUGCCUUUCCGGCGCGGGGGCCAGGGAAGGUGGCGGCGCACGAGUCGGAGGAGCUGCGGCUUGUGGCCCUGCUGCUAAUGCAAGCAGGACCGCCGCAUCGGCUGCUGUUUGCACAACUGGGAGAGAAGGUUCCCAGAAUGUUGGGCCGGGCCUGCCCUCGACUGAGAUACCAGUGCAUCGACCGCCCUGACGUCUUUGAAGUGGCCGCCGAGGUCCAGGGGUCCUGGGCUGCGCGGCUGGUGUGCCCGCAGCUGCUGCAGCUUGCGCCGGUCAGCCGCCUGCAGAGCGAACCGCCGAAGCCGGAACAGCCGCAACGGUCCAGCGGCGCUGCGGGCUCCCGCGAGGCUCGCCACCUCCAGGGCCUCGUCCGCGCCGCAUUCCUGGCUGCAGCGAGACCGGCCAGCGGUAGCGGCGUUAGCAGCACGCAGCGCCAGGCGGCAGCCGCGAUCAAGCUGAGACAGGCCGUUGGCGUCUGGCUGGUUCACGCGGGCGGCGGUAGCAGCGCCAGCAACGGCGCUGGCUGUAGCACAGAUGGCCGCGGCGCUAGCGCCGCGUCUCCAGACCGACCGUAUGCGGGCAAGCUGAGCGACCUCAGCGCCUUCCUCAGCUCCAAGUAUGAGAAGCUAUGGUGCGAACCUGCUUUUGCCUGGCCGAAGCUUUCAGACUUCCUUUUGCAGCCCGAGAGCGGCGGCGCCUUUGAGGUUGUGCCUCCGCCGCGCGGCACUGCGGGAAACAUCUCGGUCGCUCUCAACGUGCCACAGCUACAGGCUAUUGCGGCGGCGACGUCCAGCCGUGCGGCAGCCGACGCCGCGGCGGAAGGCAACUAUGCAGACUCUGCCGCAGCGACGUCGUCAGGAGCAGGCGCUGGGGCAGGGGCUGCCGCCGGGCUGCUGCUGGGCAAGCCGCUGACGGAGCUAAUUCACAUGGCAUUCCCGCUGCGGCUCACCGGCGACAGGCCGGUGCCGGACAAGCACUACCGGCAGCUGCGGCAGGCCAUCGCGGGUUGGCUCGCCAGCAGCCCGUACAGUGCUCGCCUGGGGCCGCACCGCGCCAAGCUGUCGCACAUUGGGCACUUCCUGGUCCGCGAACAGGCGGCGCUGUGGCGGAACCCCGCGCACAAGUUCCCCAAGCUCAAGGACUUGCUGGGGUCGGACGACAGCCGCGGCGUGUUCGUGUUUGAGCACGAGUCGCCGGGUGACUCGGACCCGGUGGUGCUGCUGUGCGAGCAGGCGCUGCAGGCGGCGGCCGCGGCGUUGCUGGAGGCCCGUGGUCAAGGCGGCGGUGGUGGCAGCAGCAGCGGCGCGGCGGCAGCAGGGGCGGUGGCAGGAGCAGGGGCAGGGGCGCCGGGUUAUUGGGAAGCCUCAGGCCAUGAGUAUGAGCUUGCGGACGCGGCGAUGGAGCUGGGCAACGGGUCGCUUGAGUCGCCAAGAAACCUGCCGGCGUUGGUGGCUGCCGCUCCGCCGACUUCGCUGGAGGUGGCGACCGCGGCCGCGGGCAAACCUGCAAACGGCGGUGACUGCACACAGCCGCUGCCGGAAGCUGGCGUGUACGUGGUGGCUGACCCGUACGGCGAGGAGCUCAUUGCCAUGCUGCAGCACUGCGGCUGCUGCACACGCAUCGGGCUUGCGGUGCAGGCGCACGGCGGCAGGCCGGCGCUAGUCAGCGUCUACGCACCGCCAGCGCUGAUGAAGGUGGAGGGACCGGAGGAGCACCUGUUCCAGUGGCCGGCCGCUGUGUACCUGGUUGAUCCGCUAGCGGCGGCCGCGUCCUACGGUGGCGGCGCAGACGGCGACUUUGCGGCGGCGGCGCUGCUCUGCAGCCUGCAGCCGCUGCUGGAAGCGCCGUCGGUUGCCAAGGUUGUGCACGGUAGUGUUGGUGCGGGUGGAAGUGCGCUAGCGUGUUUGGAAGCGGUGAUCAACCUGAGCAAUGGCCGUGAAGCUGCGGCCGCACUGGCGCACCCAGUGCUCGAUACCAGCUUGAUCCUGGCGAGUGUGGAGUCAAUGCUGGGUGUGCCACACACCCCGCCGCUCCAGGCAGCGCAGACGGCGGGGCCGGAUAGCAGCGUGGCGUGGCUGCGCGGCCUGCAUGCGCACGUGGCCCGGCUGCGUGAUGCGCUGGCGGGCACUGGGCUAUGGGCGGACCGGCCGCAGCUGCUGGCGACGCUGACGGCCCGUCACUUUGCGGCGCUGCGGGAGGACGCCCAGGCGGCGCUGGGGGCAGCUGGAGGGGAUGAGGACGCGGCGGCCCGUGUGCUGACGCGGCCGCUGGGCCCGAGCCAACUGGAGGUGGCGGCGCGGGCGGCGCGGCACCUGCCCGAGCUGUGGGCGGCGCUGGUGCAGGAGGUGGUGCCGUGGGUGGCAGCGUAUGCGUCGGCGGCUGCCAUGGUCGGGUGUAGGCAGCAGCACCAGUUGCUUGCAGCGGAGCCUGCAUUGGAGGCACCGUGGGGCACACACUAGCCGCGUCACGCUGAAUGCGGGACAAGGGCGUGCAGGGCAACACUGUAUGGGAGACAGGAGCAUAUGGCUGGGUAGAUGCACCAACAACCAAUCUGUCACAGACAUGAUUAUUGCUGCUGGAUAGUUUGUGGUCUUGGAGUUUGGGGGACGGGAAGUGCGAGUGCGUGGCAUGUUGGGCGACAAACAAAGUGUGAAGUCGUUCAGGUGCACAUGCGGUUGGGGGGCACGCAGCGUGCUAUUGUAGUAGACUGCUAUCGUAUGUUGGCGCAGCAGCGGCCCCCGUCAAGUUGCGGGAGGGUGCGCAGGGAGGGGAGUCAGGUGGGGAGUCACUAGCCCCGCGGCGGCCCAUGGGUCAGAUAAGAUGGGCACGAACAUUGAACCCGUCAAAGGGCAUAAGGUCAGCGAAAGGCAAUUGCUGUAAUAGCAUUACUAU
Messenger RNA from Chlamydomonas reinhardtii, 4529 nucleotides. RefSeq lists its product as uncharacterized. The transcript is spliced from 4 exons. The record is from RefSeq and is a predicted model, not a curated record. The coding region runs from base 149 to 4096 and encodes 1315 amino acids. Lineage: Eukaryota; Viridiplantae; Chlorophyta; Chlorophyceae; Chlamydomonadales; Chlamydomonadaceae.